Messenger RNA from Neomonachus schauinslandi (Hawaiian monk seal), 2200 nucleotides. It is a transcript of the gene PPARA, whose product is annotated as peroxisome proliferator activated receptor alpha. The transcript has 8 exons. Gene Ontology annotation, molecular function: zinc ion binding; nuclear receptor activity; RNA polymerase II cis-regulatory region sequence-specific DNA binding. NCBI's taxonomy places the organism in Eukaryota, Metazoa, Chordata, Mammalia, Carnivora, Phocidae. The record is from RefSeq and is a predicted model, not a curated record. Gene Ontology annotation, biological process: negative regulation of transcription by RNA polymerase II; negative regulation of inflammatory response; hormone-mediated signaling pathway. The coding region runs from base 439 to 1845 and encodes 468 amino acids. Gene Ontology annotation, cellular component: nucleus.
CUGCGGUCGGACGGGAGAAACUCGCCCGCGGAGCAGCUUUGAGGAACUGCCGCACUUUGCGCCCGAGCGCAGGGGGCCACCCGGCCGAGCCCAGGGCAGCGGCGCCACGCUUCUCCCCAGCCCGGCUCUGCGGGUCCCGCGCGCGGCGUCCGCGCCCGGGUCUCCCCGCGUCCCGGCCGCGCGGGCCCGGGGGGCACAGGGCGGUGCCGGCGGCGCUCCGGAAGCCGGGUUCUGCCCUCACGCCCACCCAGACCGACAGUUCUGCGUGCCAGUGUUUUCCUCGCCUUUUUAAGUUUAAAGGAGGGACGGCGUGCCCCAAAUGCUGCAGGGAAGGGCCCUGCCUCCGCGAGGAACCGUUGGCGGUGAGACCAGCUCGGAAGUAAGACGUUGCCAUCACAGGUUGGGGCUCGGCUACAUUUCCAGAACCAUCUAGUCAAGAUGGUAGACACAGAAAGCCCGAUUUGCCCCCUCUCCCCACUCGAGGCUGAUGAUCUGGAAAGCCCAUUAUCUGAAGAAUUUCUACAAGAAAUGGGAAACAUCCAAGAGAUUUCUCAAUCCAUUGGUGAGGACAGUUCUGGAAGCUUUAGUUUUACAGAAUACCAGUAUUUAGGAAGUGGCCCAGGAUCUGAUGGAUCUGUUAUUACAGACACCCUCUCACCAGCUUCGAGCCCCUCAUCGGUCACUUACCCGGUGGCUCCCGGUAGUGUUGAUGAACCUUCCAGCAUAGCCUUGAACAUUGAAUGUAGAAUCUGUGGGGACAAAGCCUCAGGCUACCAUUACGGAGUUCACGCGUGUGAAGGCUGCAAGGGUUUCUUCCGGAGAACCAUCCGGCUGAAGUUGGCCUAUGACAAAUGUGACCGCAGCUGCAAGAUUCAGAAAAAGAACCGGAAUAAGUGCCAAUACUGUCGUUUCCACAAGUGCCUUUCGGUCGGGAUGUCCCAUAACGCAAUUCGCUUUGGACGCAUGCCAAGAUCUGAAAAAGCAAAACUGAAAGCGGAAAUUCUCACCUGUGAACAUGACCCAGAAGAUGCAGAAACGGCAGAUCUGAAGUCCCUCGCCAAGAGAAUUUACGAGGCCUACCUCAAGAACUUCAACAUGAACAAGGUCAAGGCCCGGGUCAUCCUCGCGGGGAAGGCCAGCAAUAACCCGCCCUUUGUCAUACACGACAUGGAGACAUUGUGUAUGGCUGAGAAGACUCUGGUGGCCAAGUUGGUGGCCAACGGCAUCCAGAACAAGGAGGCGGAAGUCCGCAUCUUCCACUGCUGCCAGUGCACGUCCGUGGAGACCGUCACCGAGCUCACCGAGUUCGCCAAGUCCAUCCCUGGCUUCGCCAACUUGGACUUGAAUGAUCAGGUCACUUUGCUGAAAUACGGAGUUUAUGAGGCCAUAUUUGCCAUGCUGUCUUCUGUGAUGAAUAAAGACGGGAUGCUGGUAGCAUAUGGAAAUGGUUUUAUAACUCGUGAAUUCCUAAAGAGCCUAAGGAAACCGUUUUGUGAUAUCAUGGAACCUAAGUUUGAUUUUGCAAUGAAGUUCAACGCGCUAGAGCUGGACGACAGUGAUAUCUCCCUUUUUGUGGCUGCUAUAAUUUGCUGUGGAGAUCGUCCCGGCCUUCUAAACGUGGGACACAUUGAAAAAAUGCAGGAGGGCAUUGUGCACGUGCUCAAACUUCACUUGCAGACCAACCACCCAGACAACACCUUCCUCUUCCCAAAACUCCUUCAAAAAAUGGCAGACCUCCGGCAGCUCGUCACAGAGCACGCGCAGCUCGUGCAGGUCAUCAAAAAGACGGAGUCUGACGCCGCCCUGCACCCGCUGCUGCAAGAAAUCUACAGGGACAUGUACUGAGGGCUUGAAAGUGAAACACACAAGCCACGUGCCAAGGACUUCUAAAGUCAACAGCACUACAGAUGGGAAACGGGAGCAACAUGGCUUUGCACAAAUUCCACCAUUUUCACCUCAGAGAAUGGGACGGAUGAGCCCUAGGUAACCGGAACCCUAGACCACAUUUCUUUCUUUUUCACACCAGUACUUCUGAGAACGUGCAAAGUAUUAAAAUGCUGGUGACAGGUAGCUGAUAGGCAGUUCUUAGAAAAUUAAGGGGAAUGAUGCCCAGCGGUCUGAUUUUAACUCACCUGAUAUUAAUCGAUGCAGAUUUCUUGAUAUCACAUGAGUAACAUAGCGCUGAAUUAACUGGUGACCU